Rosa rugosa (rugosa rose) is the source of this 1106-nucleotide messenger RNA. RefSeq lists its product as uncharacterized. The transcript is spliced from 4 exons. NCBI's taxonomy places the organism in Eukaryota, Viridiplantae, Streptophyta, Magnoliopsida, Rosales, Rosaceae. The record is from RefSeq and is a predicted model, not a curated record. Bases 165 to 1007 code for a protein of 280 amino acids.
UCUAUUUUAAACUUAUUGUCACUGGCCAAGUCACUGUCCAUGUAACUGACAAAGUAACUGGCCAAGUAAAUCGCUGGCCAAGUCACUGUCCAUGUAACUGUGGAAGUCACUGGCCAGGCCAAGUCAUUGGACAUGUGAUUGUUAAAUAAACGACAUCACUAUCUAUGUUACUUACACUAUUCAUUCUUUGCAGAGUAUACUUCUGGGAUGGAAGACAGUAUGGAGCACAAGUUUCAAGACAGGAUUUAAAAGACAUGAUCAUGGACGAACCGAUAGCAAGCAAUUGCAUCGAAUGUUAUGGAAUUCUCUUGACUGAUCAGCUGUUGGAGAAAGAAUCACAAGGAUUGGAUGUCCCAACUUUUAUGAAUCCCUUGUGCUGGAAUUCUGCAGAAAAUUUGACGGUGUAUUAUGUACAUCUGUACCUAUGCGAACCACUGUUCCAGAAUCUGGCAAGAUCCAACUAUAUAUUGUUCCCAAUCUCACAUGAAUCAGGAUUUCAUCAUACACUGCUCAUUUUUGACAAGGAAUUAAAGAACUGGUACCACUGUGAUUCAAAAAGACCGAAAAAAUCAUCAACUGGAAAAUCCUUUAAAAAUGUACAAAAAAUGGUUGACAUGGUAGAACUUUGGAUGACAGCAGUAAAAGAACAAGCCGAUGACAUGCUGGAACAGGGAUGCAGAAUGAAAUUUGAUGAAAAGAACAGUUCAGAAGAAGAACUGAAAAUGAUGGAAGUUCCAUUGACUAAAACCGAGAGAGAAAGCAUAAAGUGGAUCAAGAAUAACUAUAAAACAAAAAUGGCAGUGACAGAACUCAAAGACAGCCCUCAGCAAGGAGAAGAUUCAUUGGAUUGCGGACUUUUUGUAAUGUACACAAUGGAGACAAUUUCGAAAAAAGGGAGAGUUCCAAAGAAGCUCACAAAGGAUGAUAUUUUGAAGUUUAGAGCUCAUGUUGUAAAGUCAUUUGCAGAAAGUAGGCACAGCUGGAACUCAACACAUGAAGAAUCGUAGAAAUUUGUUUAGGGAAUAGGAUAGGUUAUAUAGUUUUUUCGAAUUGAUUCAUCAUAUAUAUCCAUUCAUUUGUUCAAUCGGAAUUUCAAUUUUUUAAUA